CAACUUUAUGAGGUGUUGCUGGGGGCCAAGGCGGUUGCCGACGUUUACCUACUGGCAAAGUCCGCCUCUGUCUUUCUGUUGCCUGUUCUCAGAGUUUCGCUGGUGUGUUACAGGAGCUGGAGAUAGUAACACACACUGGCUUAGCAGACAGUGAGUGUGUUGGAUUAAGAUGUUAAGACUAGCAUGGGGGCGGGCGGUGUCAAAAAAUAGCCGUGGGGAGCCUGUUCGUCUGCUAAGUGUAGUUUUGGGGGGAUUGGACAGUCCCCUGCAGAUCUCCGGGGGUAAUACCAGGGGUGUCGGACAAACUCCUCACCUGCCAACAAGCGACAAGUCCCCGCUCCUCCUUCCCCGGCCCGCGCGCUGCCGAUUCAGUUCCUCUGCUACUGUGAACAUGGCAUCAGGGAACGAAGAGCCAUCAUCCAGUCCUCCCAGACACACCAACAGGUUAGCCAAGGAGAGGUCACCCUACCUGCUGCAGCAUGCACACAACCCUGUUGACUGGUAUCCAUGGGGACAAGAUGCUUUUGACAAAGCCAAGAAUGAAGAUAAACCCAUCUUUCUGUCAGUGGGCUACUCAACAUGCCAUUGGUGCCAUGUGAUGGAGAGAGAGUCUUUUGAGGAUGAGGAAAUCGGCAGAAUCCUCAGUGAGAACUUUGUCUGCAUCAAAGUUGACCGAGAAGAGAGACCAGAUGUCGACAAGGUCUACAUGACUUUUGUACAGGCAACAAGUGGAGGUGGAGGAUGGCCCAUGAAUGUGUGGCUGACCCCUGACCUACGACCUUUCAUCGGGGGCACCUACUUCCCUCCCAGAGACCUAGGACGAAGACCAGGGCUCAAAACUGUCGCCAUCAGAAUUAUGGAGCAGUGGCUGAAUAACCGUGCUGCUUUGGAGUCGAGUGGCGAGAGAGUCCUAGACGCUUUGAAGAAAGGGACAGCCGUCGCUGCAAACCCAGGGGAGAGCCCUCCUCUGGCUCCAGACGUUGCUAAUCGCUGCUUUCAGCAGUUGACCCAUUCUUAUGAGGAGGAGUAUGGAGGCUUCAGAGAUGCUCCCAAGUUCCCCACACCAGUGAAUCUGAUGUUCCUCAUGACGUACUGGUCUGUGAAUCGCUCCACCUCAGAAGGGGUCGAGGCUCUCCAGAUGACGCUGCACACACUCCGCAUGAUGGCACUGGGAGGCAUCCAUGACCAUGUAGCGCAGGGUUUCCACCGGUACUCUACAGAUUCCUCCUGGCACGUUCCCCACUUUGAGAAGAUGCUGUACGAUCAGGCUCAGCUGGCGGUGGCCUAUAUAACUGCCUACCAGGUAUCGAACGAGCAGUUCUUUGCAGAUGUGGCCAGGGAUAUACUGCUCUACGUCUCCAGAGACCUGAGUGACAAGUCUGGAGGAUUCUACAGCGCAGAGGAUGCAGACUCUGUCCCAAUGUCAGGGGGGCCGGAGAAACGGGAGGGUGCUUUCUGCGUCUGGACGGCCUCAGAGGUUCGGGAGCUGCUGCCUGAUAUAGUGGAUGGAGCCGAUGGUGGCGCUACGCAGGCUGACAUCUUUAUGCAUCAUUAUGGGGUCAAGGAGCAAGGCAAUGUUGACCCAGAACAGGACCCCCACGGGGAGCUGCUCGGCCAGAACGUGCUGAUAGUGCGCUACUCGGUGGAGUUGACGGCUGCUCGUUUUGGCAUCAGCGUGGAGAAAGUCAACGAGCUACUGGCUUCUGCUCGGGCCAAGAUGGCAGAAGUGAGGAAGAGCAGGCCGCGCCCACAUCUGGACACCAAGAUGCUGGCCUCAUGGAACGGUCUGAUGUUGUCGGGCUACGCUCGCGUCGGAGCCGUGCUGGGGGACAAGGCCCUGCUGGAGAGAGCGGUGGAGGCCGCCAACUUCCUAAAGAAUCACCUGUGGGACACAGAGCAACAGACCAUCCUCCGAUCCUGUUACCGCGGAGACCAGAUGCAGGUGGAACAGAUAUCGCCGCCUAUCUCUGGUUUUCUGGACGACUAUGCCUUUGUUGUCUGUGGCUUGUUGGACCUGUAUGAGGCGACGCUGCAGACAGAGUGGUUGCAGUGGGCCGAGGAGCUGCAGCUGAAGCAGGACAUGCUCUUCUGGGACGUUCAGGGUGGAGGUUACUUCUGCAGCAACCCCAGUGACGCCACCGUUCUGCUGCAACUCAAGGAGGAUCAGGACGGAGCGGAGCCCAGUGCCAACUCGGUGUCGGCAUCCAACCUCCUGCGUCUGUCCCACUACACUGGGAGGCAGGAGUGGCUCCAGAGGUCCCAGCAGCUGUUGGCCGCCUUCUCCGAUCGCCUCACCAGGGUCCCCAUCGCCCUGCCUGACAUGGUCCGGAGUCUCAUGGCCCAGCACUACACGCUCAAACAGAUUGUGAUCUGUGGCCAGAGGGAUGCCCCAGACACCAACAGUCUGCAAGCAACAGUCAACUCCCUCUUUCUUCCACAUAAGGUCCUGAUGCUGGCCGACGGAGACACGGAGGACUUCCUGUACCAGCGCUUGCCCGUCCUCUCCUCCCUGUCCCAGCAGGGCGGCGCCGCCACAGCCUAUGUCUGCCAGGACUUCACCUGCGCUCUGCCCGUCACCGACCCCCAAGAACUGCGCCGGCUGCUGCUGGAUGAACACAUGCAGGCGGAAUUAGGAUGAAGGGAUAGACUGACUCCAGUUUAACAGGAUGGUUGUAAUCCCUGUAGACCACCAUCGUCCAAUACAUAACCCCCCGGCUACGCUAGAGUUAGCUUACUUUUCCUUACUGUGGCUAGCCAGUCUAGCUCUGCUAUGUAUUAGCAUCCCUUUAAAACUCUCUGUACGCUACAGUGGCGGCAGCAGGAGUGACUGAGGGCCGACUCGGGCCCCCAUCCCAUCACUAUUCCACACCUUUCGCUCUUAUAGUGUAGCGCUAGCCUGCUCUUCCGUAGCAAUACUAGUAGCCCACUCCUGUAUCAACCUAACAGUCUUUCAGAGAUACUUCAUCUAUCAGCUGGACUUUGUCAUGGUGGAAAUUCAGUUGUAGGAGACUAUUAAAGUCAGUAACUUCAGACAAUGUCUUUGUAAAGAUAUACGCACAAUCGCGCACCAGCAGUGGCAUCCUACUGAAAAUAUGUGUUGUCCCAGCUAGGGAGAAGAGUUUUAGCUUGACCAAGCCUAGAGGUGAAGUACAGACUUCCAACAGGCCGUUAUGGCCCGAGAACCACUAGGAUGAAUUGCACUGAGAAUUUCUUUUUAGGGUGAGCAGAAUCUGUUUUGGGUGAAGGCAGGCCUGUGUUCCAGCUCCCACUUGCAUGUCACAUGAAUAUGACAGUGGAAGCCUGUGUUUCCAUGUGGCUGGCUUGGUUUAGUGUGUUUCUGAAUGCAUGUGUGCAUUGUAUGUAAAUUUAUGGAGAAGGUCAGUACAUUUUGCUGUGUGUGUGUGUGUGUCUGUGUGUGUGUGUGUGUGUCUGUGUCUCCAUGUCACAGUGAAUGAGCUGUCCUCUGACGAGUCUCCGUUUACCAUCUGCUCUCAGCCCCAUUUAUUUGUCUGUUAUUUCACUAACUCACUGCAUCAUGAGAUGGUUGCUCUCCAUAGUGUAGUGCCCAAACUGUCUUUGAUCGUAAGGUAUGGACAACACCAACACACACCAUGUAUGCACACAGCAGCCCUUAAUCAAUAAAGAUGCUUCCUUUA
Messenger RNA from Myripristis murdjan (pinecone soldierfish), 3656 nucleotides. RefSeq names its product spermatogenesis associated 20 (gene spata20). The transcript is spliced from 16 exons. NCBI's taxonomy places the organism in Eukaryota, Metazoa, Chordata, Actinopteri, Holocentriformes, Holocentridae. Bases 170 to 2638 code for a protein of 822 amino acids. The record is from RefSeq and is a predicted model, not a curated record. Gene Ontology annotation, biological process: carbohydrate metabolic process.